Messenger RNA from Lolium rigidum, 730 nucleotides. RefSeq lists its product as uncharacterized. The record is from RefSeq and is a predicted model, not a curated record. NCBI's taxonomy places the organism in Eukaryota, Viridiplantae, Streptophyta, Magnoliopsida, Poales, Poaceae. The coding region runs from base 275 to 646 and encodes 123 amino acids. The transcript has 2 exons.
UUCCGUCUAAUCUAAUUUAGGUUCCGUCUAAUCUGAUUUUUCGUGGCCGUUGAUUAAAACAGCUUCUAAUUUUUAUUUUACUUCGAUAAGCAGAACCGUAUAGAACCGUAUAUGCGAGCGGUCGAUUUGUUUAACCCUAGCGGUCAAUAGGUCAAACAUCUCGUUUAAUGCCCAAAUUAGCAUCGCCGCCGCCACUAGCCUCCUCGUAGCACCGUCGCCACCUCUUCCGACGAGCACCGCCGCGGAGUGGUACUUCCCUUCGAAGGCGCGCCUCAUGAAGACCACCCCACGCCUCCCAGCAACCAUAGUCCUUCGAUCCCCUAGCACAGCCAGCUCCGAGGCCCCCUCCUCCUCAUGUGCGAGAUCACGGCCGAUGCCUAAACGAGGACUUCUCCUCCGCGACCAAGUCUGCUGCAUCAUCGCUCUCUUCACCAGCUGGAUCGGACCGCCAGCCACCACAGCGGAAUGGAAGUCAGCGGCCGCCGCCUUCCUCGCCCACGGGAUCGGACGCCACUCGUCAAGGAGGAUCAAAGGGGCCGGCGACGUGCUAGGCAAGCAAGAGCACAUGCCAACAACACGCUGGCCUAGCAGGAGCACAGCAGCAAGCGACGCACUGAGUGAUGGUUGGCCAACUGUGGCGUGUUGAUGAUGUAGGAGUGACCUUUUAAUUACGUGUGGUUAUGAAAUGCUUACUGGAUUGCUUUGUUCACUAGAGGUUUCUAUUCUUAAC